AUGGAAGAGGAGAAUAAUAACAAUAAUAAUGGCAUUUCCAACAACUCAUCAAUCAACAAAAAGCUUAAGCUACCUAUCUUCGUUUUCUUUAAAGAUGCAAGACUUGUUUUGAAGAUGGAUGAACUUGCAAAGGAGAUAUUGGGAAUUGCAUUGCCCUCUGCACUUGCUGUUGCUGCUGAUCCCAUUGCUUCUUUAAUAGACUCUGCAUUCAUAGGCCAUUUGGGACCGGUGGAGCUUGCAGCGGCCGGAGUGGUGAUCGCCUUACUGAAUCAAGCUUCGAGGAUCACCAUAUUCCCUCUUGUUAGUAUCACAACUUCCUUUGUGGCUGAGGAAGACACCAUUGAAAAUCUUAACAUCAAAGCAUUAGAGAAGGAGUUCAUUGAGGAUGUUGAGAAAGGUACAAUAGUACAACACAUUUCUAAUAAUAAGUCUCCAAAAGAUUUUUUGGCUACCAACAAUAAUAAUGGAUCAGCAGCUGAUGAUGAGAAUGUGGAAAAACAUGCUAUUGUGAACUUUGACGGAAAUAAUAAUAAUAAUGGACAAGGUAUAUAUAUUCCAGAAGAUGGGAAAUUGAACAAGUUUUCAUCAGCUAAUAGAAGUAAGAAUAAGAUUGAAGCAGAGAAAGUUGGAAAGAAGAAGAGAAAUAUUGCUUCAGCAUCAACAGCACUGCUAUUUGGCACAAUCCUUGGCCUCCUUCAAGCUUCAAUCCUUAUUUUUGCAGCCAAACCUCUUUUAGCUAUCAUGGGUCUCAAACUUGAUUCUCCUAUGAGAGAUCCAGCAGAGAAGUAUCUGAAGCUGAGAUGUAUUGGGGCUCCUGCUUAUCUUCUCUCAUUGGCGAUACAAGGCAUCUUUCGCGGCUUCAAGGACACAACUACUCCUUUAUAUGUCAUUCUUGCGGGAUAUUCUUUGAAUGUGGCAUUGGAUCCGCUAUUUAUUUUUGUAUUGAAAUUUGGCAUCAGAGGCGCAGCAUUUUCACAUGUCAUCUCCCAGUACAUCAUGGCAACGACCCUCUUGUUUUUAUUAACGAAAAAAGUGUAUCUGUUACCUCCAAGACUGAAGGAUUUGCAAAUUUUCCGAUUUUUUACAAAUGGAGGACUGUUGUUGAUGAGGGUAGUAGCUGUGACUUUUUGUACAACUUUUGCAGCAUCAUUAGCAUCUAGGUUAGGUCCAAUUCCUAUGGCAGCAUUUCAAACUUGUUUACAAGUUUGGUUAACUUCAUCCCUUCUUGCUGAUGGUUUGGCUGUUGCUGUUCAGGCAAUUCUAGCAUGUUCCUUUACCGAGAAAGAUUAUAAGAAGGCAGCAAGUUCAGCAACCAGGACACUGCAGAUGAGUUUUGUGUUAGGACUAUUCCUCACUUUUCUUGUUGCCUUUGGACUUUACUUUGGAGCUGGAUUGUUUUCCAAAAAUCAUCAAGUUGUGCAACUCAUCAGAUUAGGCACUUCGUUUGUGGCUGCUACUCAAUCAAUCAAUACAUUGGCUUUCGUCUUUGAUGGUGUAAACUAUGGAGCUUCUGAUUUUGCAUAUUCGGCAUACUCCUUGGUGCUUGUGUCAAUAGUAAGUAUUUCUACAGAAUUUGUUCUCUACAAAUUCAAACAAUUCAUUGGGAUCUGGAUUGCACUAGCCAUCUAUAUUACUCUCCGCAUGUUUGCUGGAGUUUGGAGGAUGGGAACAGGGACUGGACCUUGGCGCUUUCUCAGAGGAGACUCUUACUCAAUUCUUUAGGAUCAUCUUCUCAUAUCACUCAUCACAUGCUUUACUCAAUUCUUAUAGUAGUAAAGGUUUAAUUUUAUCCUUAAUCCUUAAUAUAAGAUCAAG
This is a messenger RNA of Arachis stenosperma, 1815 nucleotides long. Its product is annotated as protein DETOXIFICATION 43-like. Lineage: Eukaryota; Viridiplantae; Streptophyta; Magnoliopsida; Fabales; Fabaceae. Gene Ontology annotation, cellular component: membrane. The record is from RefSeq and is a predicted model, not a curated record. Gene Ontology annotation, molecular function: citrate transmembrane transporter activity; xenobiotic transmembrane transporter activity; antiporter activity. Gene Ontology annotation, biological process: transmembrane transport. Bases 1 to 1722 code for a protein of 573 amino acids. The transcript is spliced from 12 exons.